UGUGAAUAUAUAGGUAAAAGAAGAACAUAAGGAGUCUAAAGUUGAGGAGGAGGAAGAACAAGAGGAGCAAGAUCUCGAUGAGACUAAAAAAUGCAAACCUUUGGAAAUAGACUCUCUGCAGAUGAUCCAUAUAACAAGAAAUAUGAAGGAGUUGGCUGAAAAGUUGGAUGCCGCCAAGAAGUUUGUUGAGGCGAAUGGCUUAGCACAGCUGGAAGAAAGAUAUCAUCAAAGAUAUGUCAGAGUUGAGUCGGCUUUGGUAACUCGCGUCAAGAGAAAAUGGUGCGAACUGGAUGCGAAAUGGAGGGAAAUUGAUGGAAAGUUUGAUGCUGGCAGAAUGUCAUACGCGAUCAUGCUGGACAAUAUGGCUGGAACGUAUGCAUUCAAGGAGUUUGAAGGAACUGUACCUUUCUUUCGAAAAUCGCAACGGUAG
Molecule: messenger RNA, 430 nt
Organism: Cylicostephanus goldi
Lineage: Eukaryota; Metazoa; Nematoda; Chromadorea; Rhabditida; Strongylidae
Source: the annotation of a GenBank genome assembly